This is a messenger RNA of Lactuca sativa (garden lettuce), 609 nucleotides long. RefSeq names its product putative receptor-like protein kinase At5g38990. The record is from RefSeq and is a predicted model, not a curated record. NCBI's taxonomy places the organism in Eukaryota, Viridiplantae, Streptophyta, Magnoliopsida, Asterales, Asteraceae. Gene Ontology annotation, cellular component: plasmodesma; plasma membrane. Gene Ontology annotation, molecular function: ATP binding; transmembrane receptor protein tyrosine kinase activity. Gene Ontology annotation, biological process: protein autophosphorylation.
AUGCUACCCACACCUAUCAAAGAUACCGAAUCCUCUUUCAUAUUCCCAGACCAGACAUGUCAACGUUUUACUGUUGCUGAAAUUCAAUCGGCGACCCAAAACUUCGACGAGGCAUUAGUCAUUGGCUGGGGAGGAUUCGGUAAGGUGUAUAAAUGUUCCAACAUCGGGUCCAUGAGCGAAGUUGUAGUCAAACGAUUGCACUCCAUGUCCAAUCAAGGAGCCAAUGAAUUUGAGUCGGAAGUCAAGGUCCUUUCUAUGCUGCGACAUGGUAAUCUUCUAUCUUUAAUUGGUUAUUGCAAUGAUGAAAGAGAGAUGGUUCUCGUUUAUGAGUUCAUGCCUAAUGGGACACUUGAAGAUUAUCUUCGCAAACCCAAUUCGUCUUUAUCCUGGUUACAACUACUGAAGAUAUGUGUAGGAGCAGCUCAGGGUCUAGACUACCUUCACAGGGGUACAUCAGCUCAGCAUGGAGUCAUACAUCGUGAUGUGAAAACUUCUAAUAUUUUGUUGGAUGCAAACUUUGUUGCUAAAGUUUCAGACUUCGGAUUGGCUAAAGUUGGUUUAAUGGAUAGAACUCAUGUGAGCACGGCUGUGAAAGGGACAUUUGGAUAG